Messenger RNA from Lachancea nothofagi CBS 11611, 1092 nucleotides. Lineage: Eukaryota; Fungi; Ascomycota; Saccharomycetes; Saccharomycetales; Saccharomycetaceae. The record is from the annotation of a GenBank genome assembly.
AUGGGAAUCGAUGAGCAACAGUUGCUGAGUUUCCAACGCUAUCUUUCCAAUGCCAAAAAAGUGCUAUGUAUCGUAGGAGCUGGAAUGUCUGCUAGUUCAGGCAUUCCCACAUAUCAAUGGCAGCGAGGUUCAUGGAAUGGUUACACAUCUUUGGAUUUGGCCACUCCAGAAGCAUUUCAUAACGACCCGGGGCUUGUGUGGCUUUUUUACUCUAGCAGAAGAGCCGAAGCGCUUCGCGCCAAACCAAAUAAUGGACACUUCGCCUUGGCAGAGUUCUGUCGUCGUUUCCCUAGUGGAGUUGCGCGCAAAAGAGGCAGCAGCGCCGAAAAACCAGCAGAAAGUAAUCUUGCAAACAAACAGGUGCUUGUGGUAUCUCAGAACGUCGAUGGGCUUCAUCAAAGAGCGGGACAUCCAUCAGAGUCGCUGGUGGAACUGCAUGGAAGUGUUUUUGGGCUCAAAUGCACUCAAUUCUUCUGCAACUAUAGGUCUAGAAAUGACAAAGACAGGUUUUUGACGCCUGCCCUCCAUAAGAAUACUCCCAGAGAUACGCCAACAACUGCUAAGAAGAGAAGGCGUGAAUCGUUCAGACAUGAUGAAGUGAAAAACGUCAAAAAACAACAUAUUUCAGAAGAAGCGGAAGGUCAAAAAUCAAGGGAAAUUUCCAUGACGCCGGAUAGCCCUUCUGGAUUAAAAACUGUAACCCCGUUUCCUACACUUGAGACAAGCGAGCUGCCGAUGUGUCCCGACUGCCAUAGCGGUCUUCUUCGACCGGCAGUAGUGUGGUUUGGUGAAUCCUUGCCUCUCACACAAAUGGAUGAAGUCGAUCGAUUUUUCAACGUGGGAAAUCCUGUAGAUUUAGUUCUCGUCAUUGGUUCGUCGGGCAAAGUCUGGCCGGCCAUGGGAUACGUCGAGCGCGCUAAAAAGUCGGGUAGUAAAGUAGCUAUCUUUAAUACAGUUAUUGAAGACCUGGAUCAGGUCCGCAAGAGUAAAGACAUUUGGGGAUUUGAAGGGGAUGCAGCUCAAAUCCUCCCCGGAGCUCUCAAACCACUGAUAGGCGACCUAUAUAAACCCAGAAACUGGCAAAACCGUUAA